This is a messenger RNA of Meloidogyne enterolobii, 723 nucleotides long. The record is from the annotation of a GenBank genome assembly. NCBI's taxonomy places the organism in Eukaryota, Metazoa, Nematoda, Chromadorea, Rhabditida, Meloidogynidae.
AUGCAACAACAAAAAUAUCAACCUUUAAUGAUGCCUACAUAUUUUCCAGACUUUCAACAACUACAAACUUUUUUCAAUCCUCUAAAAAAUAAUAAUACACCACCAAUUUUAAAUCAACUAAACUUUAAAGAUAAUGUAGCUUUAAAUAAUAAUGAAAACAAUAAUAAUGAGUGGAUGAUUGAAAGUUUUACUUUUCAAGAAGAAAAGAAUAGAGUUGAAGCCAUAUUAGCUGCAUUUAAAUUUAUUGAAGAAUCGCUACUAGAUGAUGUUUCUUUAAAGAAAGAUGAUAAAGAUAAGGUUCAAACUCUAAAGAAGGAGCUUCAAAAAAUGGGGGAGACUUCAGAGGAGAAGGAUAUCACAGCACAAAUUGAAGAAUUAAAAAUAAACCACAAAAAUGAUAUUGAAAAUUUGGGAAAAGAAUUUGAUAGAAGAAUGAAGAUUAAAUGUUCAAAUUGGGAAUAUAAAUAUGCAAUGUUGCUUCGACAAACUAAUUUAAUAAAUAAAACUGAAAGUGAAAAAAUUAAAGAAAAAUGUACUGAAUUAUUGGCAUAUUUUCGUUUGAACAGUACUAAUUCGAAUGAAGAAGCAAAAUCAAAGGAAUGUGUUUUGGCUAAAGAAAUUUGUGAUUCUAUUGAUAAAGUUAAUAAUUGGUUUGGAAAUAAACUUCAAUUAGAACUUGUAAACGAAGAAAAUAUAAAGUUGGUUGAAAAAAUAAAAUAUUAA